Messenger RNA from Ogataea philodendri, 609 nucleotides. RefSeq lists its product as uncharacterized. Gene Ontology annotation, molecular function: SNAP receptor activity. The transcript has a single exon. Gene Ontology annotation, biological process: endoplasmic reticulum to Golgi vesicle-mediated transport. NCBI's taxonomy places the organism in Eukaryota, Fungi, Ascomycota, Pichiomycetes, Pichiales, Pichiaceae. Gene Ontology annotation, cellular component: Golgi apparatus; membrane. The coding region runs from base 1 to 609 and encodes 202 amino acids. The record is from RefSeq and is a predicted model, not a curated record.
AUGCAUCUCUUUUAUCUAGGAGUCGUCAGACCAGGCCAAAAUGGCGCUAAAACGUUGGAACUGUCCGAGGCAAAGGACCUGUCGUCGUUCUCGUUCUUCCAGCGGUCCUCCGUGGGCCAGUUCAUGACCUUCUUUGCAGAAACCAUCGCCGAAAGAACAACACCAGGACAAAGACAGUCGGUGGAAGAAGGCAACUACGUUGGCCACGUCUACACCCGUGCAGAGGGCGUGUCAGGCGUUAUAAUAUCCGAUAAAGACUAUCCUAUCCGGCCAGCAUACACGCUUCUCAACAAGAUCCUUGAUGAGUACAUCUCCAUCCAUCCACCGAACCAAUGGGCCUCCGUCACAGAGAAAACACCAGAGCUGGCCUUUGAUAAUUUAGAGGCGUACCUGGCCAAGUACCAGAACCCAGCCGAGGCCGACGCAAUCAUGAAGGUGCAACAAGAACUUGACGAGACAAAGAUCGUGCUACAGAAAAGUAUCGAGUCUGUGUUGCAAAGAGGCGAGCAAUUGGACUCGUUGGUGGACAAGUCGGAGGCAUUGACCGCCAGCUCCAGAACGUUCUACAAACAGGCCAAGAAGACCAACAGUUGCUGUAUCAUUGUCUAA